GCUUGGAAGAGCUCAGUACUGUGAAGCUUGGUAGAAUGGGCUCCGGGGUAGAAAGGGUGCAGGAGAAGGCGACAGGGCUCUGGCCAGACAGGGAGGGCGGGGCGCGCUUAAAGGGGCCAAGCGCCGGGAUCAGGUGGGCAUUUAAAGGGACACGUUCCGAAGAGACAUUUAAAGGUGCAAAUGCCCAAGGUGGAGCACUUUCUUGAGGAGAUCGGAUUGGCAGAUAGAAGACAUUUAAAGUGGUCCCCUCGACCCUGUUCCCAGGCUAUGGCCCUCAAUGCCCAGUAGACCUGGCGGGGCUCCUGGGCUUGCGGCCCCUGUCUAGGGGUCUGGGUGGCUACCGGAGGUCUUUGCAGAGGGGCAAAGGCAGGACCAUGGCAUCUGGGACCUCGGAACUUCCCCAGGGGCGCAUCGUGACAGCGGGCAUCAUCAUUGUUGGAGAUGAGAUUCUCAAGGGACACACUCAGGACACCAACACAUACUUCCUGUGCCGGACACUGCGGUCCCUGGGGGUCCAGGUUUGCCGAGUCUCUGUUGUACCCGAUGAGGUAAACACCAUUGCAGCCGAGGUGACCUCUUUCUCCAGCCAGUUCACCCAUGUCCUCACUGCAGGGGGCAUUGGCCCCACUCACGAUGAUGUCACCUUUGAGGCAGUGGCACAGGCCUUUGGGGAGGAGCUCAAGACACACCCUGAGCUGGAAGCGGCCAUCAGAGCCCUAGGAGGGGAGGGCAGGGAGAAGCUGUCGCUGGUGCCCUCCUCCGCCCGCCUACAUUAUGGUACUGAUCCUCACACCGGCCGCCCCUUCAGAUUCCCACUGGUCUCCGUCCGAAACGUCUACCUCUUCCCAGGCAUUCCAGAGCUGCUGCGUCGGGUGCUGGAGGGGCUGAAGGGCCUGUUCCAGAACACAGCUGUUCAGUUCCACUCGAGAGAGCUGUACGUGGCUGCUGAUGAGGCCUCUAUCGCUCCCAUCCUAGCCGAGGCACAGGCCCACUUUCAGGGAAAGCUUGGCCUGGGUUCCUACCCUGACUGGGGCAGCAACUAUUAUCAGGUGAAGCUGACUCUGGACUCUGAGGAAGAGGGGCCCUUGGAGGAAUGCCUGGCUUACCUGACUGCUCGUCUGCCCCAGGGGUCGCUGGUCCCCUAUGUGCCCAACGCUGUGGAGCAGGCCAGUGAGGCUGUGUACAAAUUGGCCAAAUCAGGCAGCACGACCCGUGUGACAGCUCUGUGCACCUACCUGAUGCCUUUCCCUGCCAAUGUGGCAGGGUCUUCUCUGGGGAAAAAGGUAGCAAGUGCCCUCCAGAUCAUUGAGGCUGCCCUGGCCCAGUACCACCUCUCCCAGCUCUGCCUGGGCUUCAACGGGGGCAAGGACUGCACCGCCCUCCUGCACCUCUACCAUGCUGCUGUGCAGAGGAAAUGUCCUGAUGUUCCAAAACCUCUCCAGAUCCUGUAUAUCCGCAGUAUCUCCCCAUUCCCUGAGCUGGAGCAGUUUCUACAGGAUACUAUCAAAAGGUACAAUCUUCAGGUGCUGGAAGCCGAGGGGGGCAUGAAGCAGGCCCUGGGCGAGCUGCAGAGACAGCACCCCCAGCUGCAGGCUGUCUUGAUGGGCACCCGCAGGACUGACCCCUACUCCCGUAGCCUCUGCUCCUUCAGUCCCACUGACCCCGGCUGGCCUGCCUUCAUGCGCAUCAACCCACUGCUGGACUGGACCUACAGAAACAUCUGGGACUUUCUGCGUCAGCUCUUUGUCCCAUACUGUAUCCUGUAUGACCAAGGGUACACGUCACUGGGGAGUCGGGAGAACACAGUGCAGAACCCAGCCCUGCAGUGCCUGAGCCCAGGAGGGCACCUCACCUACCGCCCAGCAUACCUACUAGAGAAUGAAGAGGAAGAACGCAACUCCCGCAUGUGACAACCCUCCUGUGGGCUGCCCUGGGUGCAGCCUGUCAAUAAACUAAGCUUUUCUCUGUU
Messenger RNA from Octodon degus (degu), 1969 nucleotides. RefSeq names its product flavin adenine dinucleotide synthetase 1 (gene Flad1). The transcript is spliced from 8 exons. The record is from RefSeq and is a predicted model, not a curated record. Gene Ontology annotation, biological process: FAD biosynthetic process. The coding region runs from base 375 to 1910 and encodes 511 amino acids. Gene Ontology annotation, molecular function: FMN adenylyltransferase activity. Lineage: Eukaryota; Metazoa; Chordata; Mammalia; Rodentia; Octodontidae.